Molecule: messenger RNA, 3442 nt
Organism: Baudoinia panamericana UAMH 10762
Lineage: Eukaryota; Fungi; Ascomycota; Dothideomycetes; Mycosphaerellales; Teratosphaeriaceae
Exons: 2
Coding region: 267-3245 (992 amino acids)
Biological process (GO): regulation of DNA-templated transcription
Cellular component (GO): chromatin; chromosome; nucleus
Molecular function (GO): histone H3K36 methyltransferase activity; protein binding
Source: RefSeq, a predicted model, not a curated record
CUGUGAGGAUCGCUGUCCGCGCAAGCUGCGCAGCAACUCACCUUGUGGCCCAAGGCAGUCUCCACCGGUAGCCACACGAGACUUGCUGUACUGUAGGCACAGUCACACGCUGGAGCCAGGGUAUCACUCACUAUUGGAGUGGACGCUGCUUCUUAACCGCAGAUGCGCUCUCCAAGCGUAGCGGUCGGCCAACAUCUGCUUCGUUAGUCGAGUCUUGCACCUCCGCUUUCCGACUUCAGAUUCUGCAACCAACAUUCACCUGGGAUAUGGCGGAAGAUGAGGCGGACAGCAAGUCAAGUGCUGUUCAGUCCCUACAAGACAUGCACUUGAAAGAGGAGGUCGGUGACGGCGACGUGGAUGUGGAUAUGAAUACCAUAUCGGUUGCACAUGCAGUCAAGAAGGAGCCCUCUCCUCCCAUAAGCGGCGCAGACACGGCAUCCGGGACACCGCGCAGCACCAAGAAACAAUCGCGGUCAUCCGUGAAGGUUGAUAUAAUGGCUCAAUCACCGAUCAAGGCUGAGCAUCAGGAGGUACUGGGCGGCGAUGUGACGCUGAAACUAGAGCCGGGCAAACCCCCGAAGCUGGCGCGGACGACGUCGCAAAAGGUUGAGAAGCGGCCACCCCAGCUGUUCCUAGACUACGAGGACAAAACGAGCGAAGCUACGUCGACCUUCGGCGUCCUGCCGGAGUGCACAUAUGCCAACAAAUACCUGGGCACGACUGAGCCUGCGCUCGAGUGCGACUGCGCUGAGGAGUGGGACUCCAUUUCACGUAGCAAUCAUGCCUGUGGCGACGACUCCGACUGCAUCAACCGUGCUACAAAAAUGGAGUGCGCGGCGGAUUGCGGGUGUGGAGCAGCUUGUCAGAAUCAGCGCUUUCUCCGCAAACAGUUCGCCGAUGUCACGGUCAUCAAGACAGAAAAGAAAGGCUAUGGCUUGCGAACUAACACUAACCUCAAAGCAAACGACUUCAUCUUCGAGUACAUUGGCGAGGUUAUUGGCGAAAAUGUCUUUCGCCGGCGAAUGCAGCAAUACGACGAAGAGGGCAUCAAGCAUUUCUACUUCAUGUCGCUUACAAAAGGGGAGUUUGUUGAUGCAACCAAGAAGGGCAACCUCGGACGUUUCUGUAAUCACUCUUGUAAUCCUAAUUGCUAUGUCGAUAAAUGGGUGGUUGGGGACAAGCUGCGCAUGGGAAUCUUUGCCGAGCGCAAAAUCCAGGCUGGAGAGGAGCUUGUUUUCAACUAUAAUGUCGACCGCUAUGGCGCCGAACCUCAACCCUGCUACUGCGGCGAGCCCAAUUGUACGGGCUACAUCGGCGGCAAAACACAAACUGAGCGCGCCACCAAGCUGUCCAACGCCGUCAUUGAGGCUUUGGGCAUUGAUGAUGCUGACGCCUGGGACACAGCGGUGGCAAAGAAGCCGCGCAAGAAGAAGGCCGGUGAGGAUGACGAGGAGUACGUCAACAACGUUGAGCCUAGGGGCCUUGACGAAGAAGGCGUCAACAAGGUCAUGUCCACACUCAUGCAGUGCAAAGAGAAGUGGAUUGCAGUUAAGCUGCUCACCCGCAUACAGCGCGCCGAUGAUGAGAAGGUUCGGAAUCGUGUCGUGCGCUUUCACGGCUACCGCGUGCUCAAGACGGCGCUCUCUAACUUCAUCGACGAUGUCAAUGUGUGCCUUCAGGUCCUCGAUGUUCUCGACAAGAUGCCACGCCUAACCCGCAACAAGAUUCAGGACUCGAAGAUUGAAGAGACAGUCGAAAAGCUCAAAGACAACAAUGAUGAGAGAGUAUCAGCACUUGCAAACACCCUACUUGAGGCAUGGAGCAGACUAGAGGUCGCUUACCGAAUACCAAGGAUGAAGCGGGACCCUAACGCCACCGCGCCUGAUCGUAAGGCUGAGCGACCAGACAGGCGCGAAAACGAACGGCGCAGGUCAAAGUCGCGAUCCCGAACAAAAUCACCAGAUCGUAUUCAAGCGCCCACCGGGCCUCGCGGGAAUGCAUCAGCCCGUGGUUCUUCCUUCUUCGGCGGGACCCGACCACCACCACGUUUCCGGCCUCCACCACCGCCUAGUGCCCUUCCACCCGGCUGGUUCGAAGCUACAGCAGCGAAUGGUACCAUCUACUACUACAAUGCAGCAGGUACAACGACGUGGCAACGACCGAUCAUGCCGGCAACUGGUGCACCUCCGCCCCCGCCACCCAAGGCUGUGUCUGAUCAACAGAUGCUACAGGACCUCAUUAAGAACAUCGUAUCGAGCAAGAAGGAGCCAGUCAAGCCCACGUCAGAGACCGUCACGCCAGUAGAAACGCCGAAGAAGGUGCGCAAGGAAGAUAAGUGGCGAUCUCUGCCGGAAGAGAAGCAAAAGAAGAUGUACGAAGGUGCGCUCCAACCGCACAUCAUGCAUGUCGUUGGCAAGUACAAGCACAAGCUGGAGAAGGAUGAUCUCAAGCGCUGGGCGAAGGAGUUCGCCAAGAAGAUGGUAGACUCCGACUUCAGGAAGGGCCGCGUAGACGAUCCAUCUAAAAUCAGCGACAAGCAAGCCAAGAGUGUGAAGAAGCAUGCACAGGAGUUCUUCGAGAAGGCAGUGAAGAAGAAGACGGAGGCGGAUAGACGGAAGGCGGAGAAGCAUGCCGCGAAGAAGGGUAAUGGUGGUAAUACACCCAUGGGUACACCUCCCGCUACCGCUGGAAGUCCUAUGGACAAGGAGAUGGAUGACGCUGUGCUGUCUGACGAUGAAGCCGACGAGCCCGAAGCCACGCCCGUAGACUACAGUGACAGUCCGACGGUGGCGAAGCGGAGAAUCAGUAGCACCGAAAAUGGUACUGCAGAUGAUGAGGAUACAACUCUGAAGAGGCAGCGCACAGAGUCCGAGCAACCGCCGGCUCCUCCACCUCCGCCUCCGCCACCCGCCGAAUCUGCUAUGGAGAUGGAUGACCCAGUCCUCACGCCAAGCGAGGACGUUUCUGGCUCCUUCACCCACGAAGCGAUCGCCGCAGUCCACGAUGCAGCGGUUGCUGUGGCGCAAGCGAACGGCGAUGACCGGUUUUCCUUCAAGGGCGCAGCAUCUCGACCGAGCUCAGCUCAGCAGCAUCGCGACUUUGACAACACCAUGCAGACUGCGACACCUCCCACGACAGGCUCCCCGGAUGACGACACCGACAUGGAUCGUCAGCGCGAUGAUUUCGCUGGUAUCAAUCCUGAACGCUUGCGACAGCUGGGGCUUGUCAAUGGGAGUGGUGCAUAGUCGGUCACAUUAUCGAGGUCGGCAGGCAUGCAUUUUGGCUUGCGUCCAAGGUCCACGAGGAGCGACGUAUGCAAUUCAACAGUGUGCGCUGGCCGGGCUCUCGCGGAGGCGCCUGCAGCAGGCUCUUGAGAAUGCUGUAUUGAGUUGACCUUCGAGAGUCAUUACUAAAUACUCACUUCUUGGACACUUCCGGUCGG